This is a messenger RNA of [Candida] anglica, 1167 nucleotides long. Lineage: Eukaryota; Fungi; Ascomycota; Pichiomycetes; Serinales; Debaryomycetaceae. The record is from the annotation of a GenBank genome assembly.
AAUAAAGAAUCAAGUCUUAACAUGUCCUUGAUUACCAAAAGGAGGAAAGGAGAGAAUGGGACGAGUACGAGCUUAGUUCGGUCUGCAGGUCUGACUGGCGGGAAAGUUCUCUACACAGACUCUCCAAUAGAACUUCUCGGACAUGAGAAUGGACCGUCACUUAGUGCUCGCUUCAAUGGGUCUGGUGAUAUGAUUGCCACUUCUGGAACCGAUAAGAAGAUUCUAUUAUGGUCAUUACCGACCCACGAUGAUGAAAACUGUAAUUUCGGGGUACUUUCUGGCCAUAAGGGCGCAGUGACAGCCGUGCGAUGGCUCGAAGACCAAUCAACAUUGUGCUCAUCGAGUGCGGAUGCUACCGUUGGGUUCUGGGAUACAACCACGGGACAAAGGAUUCGUAAGUGUACGGGCCAUGAACUCUGUAUCAAUGAGGUGGACGUUUCGAAGGAAACAGGAGUGGCUCUAAGUGUAUCAGACGAUGGAUGGACAUGUUUAUGGGACCAAAGACAGCGUGAAUCUAUAUCUUCUAUCGAACUGUCAUAUCCACUCCUUUCAGGGACAUUCAAUAGACUGGGCCAAGUAUUUUACGUAGCAGGGAUUGAUCCUACAGUUAGGGCUUUCGAUGUGAGAGAUAGUUCUAAACCCUUAUGGGAAUGUGCUGCCGAAGGUGGAGACUCAAUCACAUCACUUGCAGUCAAUGGUGAUGACUCUGUUCUUCUCUCGCGAGGAAUGAAUGGAUAUAUAAAUACCUACAGUGCUAAAGAGUUUGUUCCUGAGGGAAUUCCACGAGCUAACCCAUAUGUGUAUGACGGUGCACCAUCGGGCCAAGAACAACAGCUUAUUCGUGCACAAUUCAGUACUGAUAACGUUUCGAUAAUAUCAGGUUCAGAGGACAAAACUGUAACUGUGUGGGAUUUUGCAUCGAGGAAAGUCACUAAAAAACUACUGGGACAUGUAAGUACCGUAAUCAGCAUUGACCACCAUCCAUCAGAAAAUUUGAUUGUAUCUACAAGUGUGGAUGGAACAGUCAUAAUAAGGGAGUUCUAGAUCGUGACGGUACCAUGUAUAUAUAUGUAAUAUAAACGAAGCAUACAAUCAAACUGUAGCAGUCUUUACUAGGAAGAGAAGUCUUUGACGGUGUUCUAUUAUAGAUAUAUUCAUAUAUUAAGU